This is a messenger RNA of Nicotiana attenuata, 984 nucleotides long. RefSeq lists its product as uncharacterized. The record is from RefSeq and is a predicted model, not a curated record. Bases 1 to 984 code for a protein of 327 amino acids. NCBI's taxonomy places the organism in Eukaryota, Viridiplantae, Streptophyta, Magnoliopsida, Solanales, Solanaceae. The transcript has 4 exons.
AUGGAUAUUGAUGAUAAUAAAGCACCAGAGUGUGAUGGAUACGAUGCUCUAUUUUAUAAAAAGAAAUGGCAUAUAUUGGGAGAUGAAGUCACUGAAGCAGUAAUUGAUUUCUUUCACUCUGCUACAAUGUGCAAAGCCAUCAACUGCACAACCAUCACUUUGAUUCCAAAAGUGAAUAAUCCAGCUAAUAUCAAGGAGUUCAGACCAAUUUCCUACUGUAUAGUCCUUUACAAGCUAAUCUCUAAAGUGAUGAAGCUUCUGGGAUUCCCUGAGUUAUUUCUCAAAUGGAUCAUGGCCUGUGUAUGCACAGUCUCUUAUUCAGUACUUAUCAAUGGCAAACCUAUCGAACCUUUUGAGGCAAAGCGAGGGCCGAGAAAUGGUGACCCCCUAUCUCCAUUUUUGUUUGUGAUGGCUAUGGAAUACUUGAGUAGAGGAGACCUGCAGUCUGUGACCAUACUCUACAACCAGUUCCGAACAUUUUCUGCAGCCUCAGAUUUAGUAGCAAAUCUAAACAAAAGCAAUAUUUACUUUGGUGGAGUAAGUAGCCUGAUCCAGCAACAAAUCAUGGAGCUGCUAGGUUACACUAAAGGUGAUCUACCCUUUAGAUAUCUAGGAGUACCUCUGAGCAUAAAGAGACUAACAACCAUACAAUGUGAGCCACUGAUUGACAAGAUGUUAGGCAGAAUUCAGAACAGGACUACUAAGUUCCUAUAUUAUGUUGGAAGAGCAAUGCUAGUAAAAAGCGUCAUAUUUGCUAUUCAAACCUUUUGUUCUGAGAUAAAAGACCAAGUUGUAGGGGACACAGAACCAAAGAGUGCUUUCCGGAUCAUGCAGAAGAUAUUCAAGGAUAAACAUUACUUUGAGGCAGCUGGCUAUACUGAAGAUGAUGUUAAUCAGAUUGAGAGCUUCUCAAUUAGGCAAAUCUACAAAGCUAUGCAAGGUGACAUGGAGGAAACUAGUAUGCAACAAUCAGGGAAUGCCUAA